Molecule: messenger RNA, 411 nt
Organism: Prunus armeniaca (apricot)
Lineage: Eukaryota; Viridiplantae; Streptophyta; Magnoliopsida; Rosales; Rosaceae
Source: the annotation of a GenBank genome assembly
AUGUUGGAUCCAAGCGAUAAAGGAUCAGAGUCCGAGGAGAUGAGUAUCAAAACCCCAGAUGUGGGUUCAUCCGAAGAAGGCCAUAAGAAGACCUGCGCCGACUGCGGAACCUCCAAAACUCCUCUAUGGAGGGGAGGCCCAGCAGGCCCUAAGUCGCUAUGCAAUGCGUGCGGGAUCAGAAGCAGGAAGAAGAGAAGGGCCAUUCUGGGCUUGAACAAAGAAAACCCCAAUGAUAAAAAGGGCAAGAGAAACAAGCAGCUAGGCGAUGGUUUGAAGCAGAGGCUAUUGGCUCUGGGAAGAGAGGUUUUGAUGCAGAGAUCGACGGUGGAGAGGCAGAGGAGGAAGCUAGGGGAAGAAGAACAAGCGGCUGUGCUACUGAUGGCUCUUUCAUAUGGCUCUGUCUAUGCUUAG